Gracilinanus agilis (Agile Gracile Mouse Opossum) is the source of this 2447-nucleotide messenger RNA. RefSeq names its product TBC1 domain family member 10A (gene TBC1D10A). The record is from RefSeq and is a predicted model, not a curated record. The transcript has 9 exons. Bases 1 to 1587 code for a protein of 528 amino acids. NCBI's taxonomy places the organism in Eukaryota, Metazoa, Chordata, Mammalia, Didelphimorphia, Didelphidae.
AUGCGGCUGGCUGACGUGCUUCGAGGGUCAUUCUGGCAGGCGUGGGGCAUCCCGGAGGCUGGGCCCUGUGGCCUCCUAGGCCCUUUGGCCUCCUGGGCCCUGUGGCCUCCUGGACCCUGUGGCCUCCUGGGCCCUGUGGCCUGUCUGGCCCACACAGAAGGGAGCGCAGCACUCUUAAAGAAAUUCGGCUUCUGCUUUUUCCUCCUGAGAAGGCAGGCCCAAGUGUCCCAGCUCAAGCUUCCGAGGCUUCUGCCGUCCAUGGGACAACUAGAGGAAGUCCCGCUGGAAGUGCUGAGGCAGAGGGAGUCCAAGUGGCUGGAUAUGCUCAACAGCUGGGACAAAUGGAUGGCCAAGAAGCAUAAGAAGAUCCGUCUGCGGUGCCAGAAGGGGAUCCCACCAUCUUUGCGGGGCCGGGCCUGGCAGUACCUGUCAGGAGGGAAGGUGAAGCUCCAGCAGAAUCCUGGGAAGUUUGAUGAGCUGGACCUCUCCCCAGGAGACCCCAAAUGGCUGGAUGUGAUCGAGAGAGACCUGCACCGACAAUUCCCCUUCCAUGAGAUGUUUGUGUCCCGUGGGGGCCACGGCCAACAGGACCUGUUCCGUGUGCUGAAGGCCUACACCCUGUACAGGCCGGAGGAGGGCUACUGCCAGGCUCAGGCCCCCGUGGCGGCCGUCCUGCUCAUGCACAUGCCUGCCGAGCAAGCGUUCUGGUGCCUCGUGCAGAUCUGUGAGAAGUACCUGCCCGGCUACUACAGCGAGAAGCUGGAGGCCAUCCAGCUGGACGGGGAGAUCCUGUUCUCGCUGCUGCACAAGGUGUCUCCGGUGGCCUACAAACACCUGAGCAAGCAGAAGAUCGACCCCAUCCUGUACAUGACCGAGUGGUUCAUGUGCGCCUUCUCCCGCACCCUGCCCUGGAGCUCCGUGCUGCGCAUCUGGGACAUGUUCUUCUGUGAAGGUGUCAAGAUACUCUUCCGGGUGGGCCUGGUGCUACUGAAGCACAGCCUGGGCUCCUCCGACAAGCUCAAGGCCUGCCAGGGCCAGUACGAGACCAUGGAGCGGCUGCGCAGCCUGAACCCCAAGAUCAUGCAGGAGGCCUUCCUGGUGCAGGAGGUCAUCGAGUUGCCGGUGACUGAGAGGCAGAUCGAGCGCGAGCACCUGAUCCAGCUCCGCAAGUGGAAGGACACCCGGGGCGAGCUGCAGUGCCAGUCGCAGCCCAGGCUCCACGGGGCCAAGGCCAUCAGCGAGGCAGAGCCGGCACCCCGCAAGGCGCUAGAGCCCUCACCCUCCAUCCGCCUGCCCCCGGGCACCCAGAUGCCAGCCCCGGGCACCAAGAGCAAGCAGCAGAAGCAGGCAGAGAAGGAGCACCACAAGGCCAUGAAGGAGAAGGCCAGACGGCAGAAGGGUCAGCAGCCCGCCCCGGCCCUGGCCCCAGAGCCGCCCACUGAGGGUGGCAGCCCUGGCCCAGAGGCCCCUGACCAGGGCCCGGGCCCUAGCACUGCCCCUCAGCCCAGGGACGCAGACACCAAGGACUCGCCCCGUCAUUCCAAGGAGAGCCUGACCUCCCAGGAGAGCGAAGACACUUACUUGUAAUAGGGCCGGGGUCCCCGCUUCCUCAGUUUCUCUUUUCCUUAGGGCUGGGAGGGGACAUUCCAGGAGGCCCUUCCCCCUCAGGGGUGGCCAGGAGCACGGUCUGGUGGUGUGGCCGAGAGGCCUCUGAGACAGGAGGGAGGCCCUGGUGCUCGAUGGCCCUGGGGAUCUCGGCCCCUCUCCCUUCUGGGCUGCAGUGGGGCUCUUCGGGCCUGGGCCGUCCUCCCCUUCUCCCUCAUGGCCAGAGGGGAGUAAACCAGGCACUUUGGGUGAGACUUUCCCCUCAUCUGCCCCCUCCACCCCCUCGAUCUCGGCUCAGAGGCUAGGGCAGACUGCCAUCCUGCUUGGGGGACGGGAAGGGGGCAUGCUGGCCCUCAGCGGGCUGGGAGCCUCCAUCUUCCCAGCACUCCGUGUGUCCAUGGCGAGCUCCUCAGCCCAGGGACUAUUUAUUCUCUCUAGUGCUGGGCCCAGGACCAGACUGGCCACUCUGCCCAGAAGAUGGCCAAGCAUCUCUCCUCUAGGCCAGCACCCUGGGCUCUCAGGCACCUGUUGGCCACAAGGAGAUCAAGUGCUUCCUAUCGCCCCAGUGGGGCUUUCCCAAACUCGCCGUGCCCAGGGUGGGGGGACCAGACCUCCCUCUCCCCCCGAGCCUCCAGCCCUACCAGUCUGCUGCCACUGUCCUGGGCUCCUCUCGCUGGAUGACCCACAGGGCACAAGGGAAGGACCUCCGCUGGGAUGGGGCAUCAGCCUGCCCUGGGUAGGUGGGCACAGGAGGCCCAUUCCUUAGGGGGAAGAGGUAAGGGGAUAGAUUCUCUUUGUGUAAAGUAAUGGUUUUGUACAGAAAUAAACCGGGUUAUCUAGAA